CAAUUCACAUCUCAGUCAGUAUUUAGCAGAGCUCUGAGUUGCUCCACGGAGCCUUGCCGUCUGCUGCCUGAGACUGACCAAGUCCUCCACAACAAGGAGUCCCCCGGCGCAGAACUCAACCUGGCCACAGGAUCCAAUUUUUCCUCCCGACCUGGUCAUCUUGCAGAAGUGACAACCCCCUUGGGAUUUGUCCUGAGACAAGUCACUGGGUACCCCUGCAGCCUCCUUCUAUGACUUCUCUUGGAUCUGGCUAGUCGUGGGGACGAGCUGUGAGGGGCUGCCUGGAUCGCAGUGUAGGGGGCAAUCGGCUCUCUCCGACCACCAUGGCGAAGGCUAGGAACUGAGGGCAGGGGUUCUGCAAGCUUCAACAAGGGUCCCUCAGGACGUAAUGGAAAACAAAGGCAUGUACCUGCACACCGUGAGUGACCGGGAUACUGGCUCCAUCUUCGAGGAGCCCUUUGAUGGCAGGAGCCUGUCUAAGCUAAACCUGUGUGAGGAUGGUCCAUGCCAUAAGCGACGGGCAGGUGGCUGUUGUACCCAGCUGGGUUCCCUGUCAGCUCUGAAGCAUGCUGUCCUGGGACUCUACUUGCUGGUCUUCUUGAUUCUUGUUGGCAUCUUCAUCUUGGCAGUGUCCAGGCCCCGCAGUUCCCCGGAUGACCUGAAGGCCCUAACUCGGCACGUGAACCGGCUAAAUGAGAGUUUUCGGGACUUGCAGCUGCGGCUGCUACAGGCGGACCUGAUGGAGCAAGCAUGGAAGGUUCAGGAUGCACUGCAGAACCAGACAGAUUCGCUUCUGGCACUGGCAGGGGCCGUGCAGCGACUGGAGGGCGCCCUGUGGGGGCUACAAGCUCAGGCGGCACAGACAGAGCAGGCGGUGGCCUUGCUACGUGACCACACUGGCCAGCAGAGCGACACAACGCAGCUGGAGCUGUACCAGCUGCAGGUGGAGAGCAAUCGCAGUCAGCUGCUGCUGCAACGCCACGCGGGCCUACUGGAUGGGCUGGCGCACAGGGUGGGCGGCCUGGGCGAGGAGCUGGCUGACAUGGGUGGUGCGCUGCGUGGCCUCAACCACAGCCUGUCCUACGACGUGGCCCUGCACAGCACGCGUCUGCAGGACCUGCAGGUGCUUGUGAGCAACGCCAGUGAGGACACACGUCAUAUGCGCCUGGUGCACAUGGCCAUGGAACUUCAGCUCAAGCAGGAACUGGCCUUGCUCAACACUGUCACCGAGGACCUGCGCCUCAAGGAUUGGGAGCACUCGAUCGCGCUUAAGAACAUCUCUUUGGCCAAAGGGCCACCAGGACCCAAAGGAGAUCCAGGCAAUGAAGGGAAGGAAGGCGAGCCCGGCAUCCCUGGGUUACCUGGACUUCGAGGCCUGCCUGGGGAGAGAGGUACUCCAGGAUUGCCUGGCCCCAAGGGUGAUGAUGGGAAGCUGGGGGCCACAGGACCAAUGGGCAUGCGUGGGUUCAAAGGUGACCGAGGCCCAAAAGGAGAGAAGGGAGAAAGAGGAGACAGAGCAGGAGACGGCAGUAUUGUGGAGGCCUCGAUGGUUCGCCUGGUAAACGGCUCAGGCCCCUAUGAAGGCCGUGUGGAAGUGUACCACGAGCGGCGCUGGGGCACCGUGUGUGAUGAUGGCUGGGACAGGAAGGAUGGCGAUGUGGUGUGCCGCAUGCUGGGUUUCCGCGGCGUGGAGGAGGUGUACCGCACAGCUCGCUUCGGGCAAGGCACUGGGAAGAUCUGGAUGGAUGAUGUGGCCUGCAAGGGCACGGAGGACUCCAUCUUCCGCUGCAGCUUCUCCAAAUGGGGGGUAACAAACUGUGGACACGCGGAGGAUGCUGGGGUGACAUGCAGCAUACACUGAAAGUGAGCAUGGUCCAUGGCUGGGACCCUGCCCAGGAGCCUCCUCCCAGCAUUCCUAGAGUGAGGGCAAAACUAGAGGCAACCCUGACCAUGCCUCUGCCCCCACACCCCUAAUGCAGGACCAUGGUGACUGUCAUCUUUCUCCUCCUGGACUCCAAAGUCAUCUCUGGGAUCUACUGCUUUCUACCAGUGUUCCUCCACAGGGAGUUCUGGUCAGCUGGAUCACCAAUUGUCCCAGCCCCCUGAACACCAGCACUGGGUCUCAAAAUCCAGGUUUGCUUCGGUCUGUUCCAGAAGAGUGCCCAGAUGUCAAAGCAAAAAAAAAAACAUACAUAGCAGUGGGGAUAGGCGGUAUUAUGGACCAUUUAUUCUUCAUACACUUCCCAAACCUGGAAUUUUGAUAUCUUCCUCCCAGCAAGUGACAGCACUGCAUGAUUCAUGCUCCUCUCUUUCCUCUGCCUCCACACACCAUUUGUUAGUUUGGGGAAGUGACAUAGAGAAGCCAGCUGCAAGAGCUAGAGGGAAAUGCAAAUCACACCUGCAGGAAUCCAACUGGGUUUGGAGAAGGGGUGUGAGAUUAGCAUUUAUGACUACCUUGUGUGCGCAAUAGUAUCUUGGGUGCUAAAUCCAUUAUAUCUCCUUUGCCGCAUUGUGCAAGGCACAUCAGCCCCAUGGAAGCCCUGAUCUCCAAGUAGCACACAUAAGGCCUGACUUACAAGCCAGAAGACUCAGACUGACAGACCAGGUUCCCCCUGGAACUUCAGUGUGUCCGCGCUGCCUGAGCAAGAAGAUUGAGACUGAAACAAGUGUGGCUAGAAAGUUGCCUACUCCCAAAAUUAAAGCAUGUGAGUCUGAGACGACAUGAUGGGCUUCCAGGUCAACGGUCUGGGUAGAAGGAGAGCUGGCUUGGAGGGUGCCACAGGGGCAGGCUGGGUUAACGCUGGGUCACUUGUGUCUCAGACUUGCUUGACAGUGAUGAUGCUGCACCUUCUGGGUCACUUAAGGUGUGACCCUUUGGUCAGGAAAACAAGUUCUGAUGUGUCCUACAGACAUAGGAGGAAGAGAGGAUUACCCCUAAUUCCUGGGCCCUGGAAGGGAUUAGGGGCCUCUGUGAGUUGGUGAUCCACAUUGCUCUCUUAGGGCAGGGAGAUCCAUAUGCUCUGUUCCAUCUGUGUUCUAGUACUAGGGGAGUCACAUGGCAGCAAGUGAGUACAGACUGACCUCCCCUUGAAGGCAUCAGAAACUCAGAUUUAGGCCUUGGAUGCACAAUCACCUGUCAUAUCAGGUGCACAUUGGCCUCCCCAGGGUCCCUGGCUAACAACUAAGCCAAUAUGUGAUCUUGGUCAUUGCUUGCUUACAGGAUGCUUAUUAUUCAUUAAUGCCAGAUCAGAAAUGUUUCUCCUUCUGACAAUUGCUACAUUUAUGUAACACACAUGUACUCAUUUUUUUCCAGAGCUAAUAUAUGUAUACAUAUAUAAACUUAGCACUCUUUACUACAUAGCUUAUCACAGUGCCAAGUUUGUACUAAAAUAAUCAUACACUACAGGUGGCAAGAUGCCACCUCGGAUGUGAUAAAUUCUGAACUCAAUUCUGCCAAGACUCCAGUCAUCCCACCUGUGGAGAACCACAUCACCAUCUUACUUGGUCUUUUCAUUUGGGAAAACAAAUGAAAAAGUCUUGUUUUACACCAAGUAAAACUAUCGAAAAGUGUUUUAACUUAAAACAAUCUAUUAGUUUACAUGCCUAUUUAAGAGGACAUGGAAAUGACCAUGGACCUGUGUUUCAGGGACUAAAGAAAAUUAGGCCUGGCCUAAAAUACAUCAUACUCUUUUGUAAGGAAGAAUUUCAAUAAAGUAAAACACAUGUCACUCA
Molecule: messenger RNA, 3732 nt
Organism: Ochotona princeps (American pika)
Lineage: Eukaryota; Metazoa; Chordata; Mammalia; Lagomorpha; Ochotonidae
Gene: SCARA5
Product: scavenger receptor class A member 5
Exons: 9
Coding region: 389-1861 (490 amino acids)
Biological process (GO): iron ion transmembrane transport
Cellular component (GO): plasma membrane
Molecular function (GO): ferritin receptor activity
Source: RefSeq, a predicted model, not a curated record